GAAAGUAGUGAAGAUCAGGAAGCAGAAGAGCUUAUUCACUCUGCGCUCACUCGUGUGAUUAUACACUCUGCUCACUCUCCCGCUCUCACUCUCCUCAAUCGUCUCACUCUCAGCUCGAGGCUGGAGACAUGUCUCGAGGAGCUAAUGCAGGGUUUGAUCGACACAUCACUAUCUUCUCCCCGGAUGGGCGACUCUACCAAGUCGAGUACGCCUUUAAGGCCAUCGCCCAGAGCGGCCUGACCUCGGUGGGCAUCAGGGGGACAGACUGCGCUGUGGUCGUCACACAAAAGAAAGUUCCGGAUAAGCUUCUGGACCCUUCUACCAUUACAAACAUAUUCCACCUCACGCCACGGAUUGGCUGUGUAAUGACUGGACAUCAUGCGGACAGCCGUUCUCAGGUGCAUCGUGCUCGGGUCGAGGCCGGAGAGUGGAAGUAUAAGUUUGGGUAUGACAUUACGGCGGACAUGCUGUGCCGACGCAUCGCUGACAUCUCUCAGGUUUACACACAGAACGCAGAGAUGAGACCACUCGGCUGCUGUAUGAUCUUGGUGGCAAUGGACCCUCAGUUGGGACCCCUGCUGUAUAAGUGUGACCCGGCCGGAUACUUCUGCGGCUUCCGAGCCACGGCAGUCGGAGCCAAGCAGACGGAGGCAAACAGCUACCUGGAGAAGAAGCUCAAAAAACGACCAGAGCUCACCUUCGACCGGACAGUGGAGAUGGCAAUCUCCUGCUUAUCAUCUGUUUUAUCUCUGGACUUUAAGGCCAGUGAAUUGGAAGUGGGCGUGGUUAGUAAAGAGAACCCAAAAUUCAGAACUCUAAAAGAGGCGGAGAUCGAGGCUCACCUGGUGGCGAUAGCUGAGAGGGAGUAGACAGGAAACUCUGACUGACCCACAGCACACCUGUUACCCUGCAAAGCCCACCACCACCAGCUGAUCACCCAUCAAAUCAAUCAGUUUUAUUAGAAAUAUUUACCCUGUUUGUGUUUUAGCAUCACUUCAAUAAAACAAAUAAAUCUG
Astyanax mexicanus (Mexican tetra) is the source of this 1016-nucleotide messenger RNA. It is a transcript of the gene psma6l, whose product is annotated as proteasome 20S subunit alpha 6, like. Gene Ontology annotation, biological process: ubiquitin-dependent protein catabolic process. The record is from RefSeq and is a predicted model, not a curated record. Lineage: Eukaryota; Metazoa; Chordata; Actinopteri; Characiformes; Acestrorhamphidae. Gene Ontology annotation, cellular component: cytosol; proteasome core complex; nucleus. The transcript has 8 exons. Bases 129 to 869 code for a protein of 246 amino acids.